This is a messenger RNA of Pseudocercospora fijiensis CIRAD86, 726 nucleotides long. RefSeq lists its product as uncharacterized. The record is from RefSeq and is a predicted model, not a curated record. The coding region runs from base 1 to 726 and encodes 241 amino acids. The transcript is spliced from 11 exons. Lineage: Eukaryota; Fungi; Ascomycota; Dothideomycetes; Mycosphaerellales; Mycosphaerellaceae.
AUGCACUAUCGAGAUAGUGGCCGGGGCCGCGGAAUCCGCCAGCCUGUCAAAGAGGCCGCAUGGAGCUUAGAGUUUUCCUUGCACGACCCCGCCUUUCCACUCGCGGACCGUGGACGCGCUUCAGAAAGGAAUAUGUCCAAGCAGUCGGGCUCCCUGGACGCAACUCGCGUCCGCGGCAUGCCGAAACACCGUGCCCAUAGCGUUGAGUUUGAAUGUGCAGCGGUCAGAUGCCGAGCUGAAGUUGUGCGCACAGGCACAGGCACAGCCGCACAGUCAGCUGUAAAGUCGGCCUUCGGACGCGGGCACGGAGACGGUGACGGUGACGGUGACGCGGAGCGGUGGGAAAGUCAAAAUUUAUUGGGAGUGGAGUGUGAAGUUGUGAACAUUAUUGCAUGUGCCUGCUCGACUACUGGCAACUCGGAUGUGGAAGCGUUUUACAUCCGCCUUCCGAGCAGCACUUCAAUACGCGAGAAGCAGUUCCUGGAUAUGUGGAAAGACUAUACAUACAGUAUGACAGGUAGCAUUCGCAUCAUAGGCGCUCACAGGAAGCAUAGCAACCACACGAUGGCAGGCAGACGGAGAAUAGCAUCUGCACAGCGUAUGAGACAUCGAAGAACCAUGUUUACACAAGAAAGUCUGCUGCGAGUAUUCACUGCGAAAGACGAGUCAACGCUGCGAUGGAUUUCAGGGUUGAACUCUGCUGACUUGAUUUCCCAUUCUCACUAG